Penicillium brevicompactum is the source of this 480-nucleotide messenger RNA. RefSeq lists its product as uncharacterized. The coding region runs from base 1 to 480 and encodes 159 amino acids. The record is from RefSeq and is a predicted model, not a curated record. Lineage: Eukaryota; Fungi; Ascomycota; Eurotiomycetes; Eurotiales; Aspergillaceae. The transcript has a single exon.
AUGAAGCUGGGCCUCGCCAUUACUUCCCUAUUUGCUGCCUCUGCCACCGCCGCCAAAUACGCCGCUGGCCAAGACUGCCGCACCAACAAGGGAUGCGAUCAAAACUGUCUUGGAGGCAAAUGGAGUGUCGCGAUAGUGGCAGGAGAUGCACGUUUGGUUUGCGAUCCUGGCAAUCUUGAUUCGACUCGCUAUGCUUCAGCCGGUUGUAUUCGAGAGGACGGAGAGGUUGAAGGUGAAGGAAGAGCAAUUAUAAAAGCGAGUGAAGUUGCUUGCGACAGCGCGAAGGGUAAAUUCUGUGGCCAUUCAUGCUAUUUUACUACCAAAGCAUCGCUGGAGCAGGAUAUGACCACAAACUUCCAGAAGAAAUGCCAGGCACAAGGCGACAGGUCGCACCCAUACACUGGAUCGGUCUUCUUUUAUCCUUCCAAAGAUCUGGCUGCUCCUUACAGCUCCUGCAAGUCCUCUGAUGUCUUUCCUUAG